Molecule: messenger RNA, 774 nt
Organism: Penicillium paradoxum
Lineage: Eukaryota; Fungi; Ascomycota; Eurotiomycetes; Eurotiales; Aspergillaceae
Product: aminotransferase class IV
Exons: 1
Coding region: 1-774 (257 amino acids)
Molecular function (GO): catalytic activity
Source: RefSeq, a predicted model, not a curated record
AUGGCCGAGAACACUUCAACCCCUUCUCAAUCUUUCGAGAUUAUUUCCUCCCUUCGAUAUGACCCAGGUCUUCCAGAUGCAGCCUGUCGCCAUGCGUCAAAUUAUCCCGAUCCUCAGAACUCUCCCUAUUAUCUCCUUGCCUAUCAUCGUGACCGGCUGAUAGCUACCGCGAGACAUUUCCGAUGGAACGAGGCUUUGGAUUGGCUGGAACAAGAUCCACAAAGACUCGAGGAAUUCCUCGACGCGUCCAUACCAGAUCGGAGCAAGGCGUGGCGGCUUCGCAUUGUAGUGAACAGCAAAGGAAAAGCGAGAGUUGAGGCGAAUCCAACUGCGAGCGUUGAUAUGAUGACUCUGUUCAUUCCCUCACUGCAUCCAAACUCAAGUCUACCAGUAUGGCGCGUCUAUGUCGAUACCCAGUCAACAACUCCUUCCGGCUUCACUACACAUAAAACUACCGCGCGCGAUGAAUACACGUCUGCUCGUCUGAGAGCGGGAAUCAUCUCGCCGGCGGAAUCAGCGGAGGUACUGGUUGUGAAUCCGGAUGGCGAAGUCAUGGAGGGUAGCAUCACCACGCCGUACUUCUUACGGGGCAAUAUGUGGAUCACGCCUCCACUGAGUAGCGGCGGCAAUGCAGGUACAACUCGGAGAUAUGCGUUGUCACAAGGUUUCUGUCUUGAACAGACUAUAUCACGCGAUGAGCUCGUGGAUGGCGAAUUUUGUUGGUUGAGCAACGGCGUAAGAGGGUUCAUGCGAGGCCAGAUCGUGGCCAAGUAA